Messenger RNA from Medioppia subpectinata, 2029 nucleotides. The record is from the annotation of a GenBank genome assembly. Lineage: Eukaryota; Metazoa; Arthropoda; Arachnida; Sarcoptiformes; Oppiidae.
GUUUUAUAUUAAUUUAAUUAAAAGUUAUAAUUAAAGUGUAAUUAUAAUUAAAGCGAUGAAUAAGUUGGUGAAGAAGUCACUGCCGUUGGUCUGUGUUGUGACACAACUGAUGGCAAUGUUAUUGUUUGCCUUCAGUUUCUUCGACGUCGAAGAGACGCUGUUUAGCCCCGGAAGCGCUGCCAAUACGGGCCACACCAUCGGCCCAAGAAGUGCCGUCGAUUUGAUCCGAAGUGAUGUCCACUACAAACAGAUUGACGAUUACUGUCGGCCAAGACUGACGACGACGACCGCCAAACCGAUGUUCAAUAAACUGGUUCUUGUGGUGAUCGACGCGUUGAGACACGAUUUCAUCCCAUCCAUAGAUAGGCCGCCGAAGUCCGUCCAAUCGGGUGAUCGCCGCCACCGUCACCGCCGGGCAUCGGGUGACAGCGGCGGACACCGUAUGCCGUUUACGGAGUCUAUUAUGCAAACAAACGGCGUGGGUUUGGUGUCGAUAUCGGCGACACCGACGGUAACGAUGCCGCGGAUCAAAGCGAUGAUCAGCGGGACUCUGCCCUCAUUCAUGGACUUUAUACUAAACCUAAGCGCCUAUCGUUUCAACGGCGAGAAUAUCGUUGAGAACGCCUUCAAAGCCAACAAGAAGACAGUGUUCUUCGGCGACGACACGUGGAUUCAAUUGCUGCCCAAAGAGGUGUUCGCCAAAUACAACGGCACUUCUUCUUUCUUCGCCACCGAUUACACCGAAGUGGACACUAAUGUCACGUAUUGUGUGCGCCGGGAGUUGAAGGCACUGCACGAGUGGGACGUAAUGAUCACACACUACUUGGGCGUCGACCAUAUCGGCCAUUCGCACGGCGGCUAUCACUCGAAGCUGAUGCCCAAGAAGUUGCUCGAAAUGGACGCCGUCGUCGAGAGUAUCUACACCCGGGUGUCGGCGCCGGACGUUCGCGAGCCUUACUUAGUGGUGAUCACUGGCGACCACGGGAUGACCGAUAUUGGCAAUCACGGCGGCAACACUCCCGCCGAGACGGACACCGCGUUGGUAUUUCUCACCACUAAUGGCACCAAAGUUGGCCCCAAACCAGUCAAAGCCAGUCCCGAUGGUAGAGCCGAACGCGUACUGCAAGUGGACAUCUCUCCUACGCUGUCGGCGUUGAUAGGCCUCCCGUUGCCCAACAAGAGUAUCGGCAAAGUUAUGCUGAAUGUGUUGGACGCCCUCUCGAUGCCCACCGAUCAGCAGUUGUGUCACAUGUUUGCCAACGCCGUCCAAAUCAGUCGUCUGUUGCCCGAGUUGUCCGCCGAUCACAAGUCGGCCGCAGAGAAAGCGUUCAAAUUUCACACAAAACUAAUGGCCAACCAAACGGACACCACAUUUAACGCCGAUUAUCACUACAAAACGGCCGCCGAUUCGUACGACACACUCAUAGCGUCAAUACAAUUGAAAUUAAUGACCAAAUAUACUGAGAAAUCAUUUUUCUCGUUAAUAACGCUAUCGCUAUUGUUUGCCAUUGUGUCGAUCGUCGGCUUCGCGUUCAUCGACUACCGGAACCGCUGUUCAAUCCUUUGGACUAAAGUGAAAGACAUUCAGACUGUGUUCGCCAUAGUUGUGGUCGCAUUGAAUUGUGUGCUCCUUCUGUCCACCAGUUAUAUGGAAUACGAGCACUACUUCUGGUAUUACAUGACGUCCACCAUUGCGUUCAUCCAAUUGGCAAUCGCUGUCCGCAAUCAUUACCGAAGCGCACACCCGGCCAUUGUCUCGUUAGUGGAUCCGUUCACGACAUUACAAGAAAAUACGUUAUUGCAAAUGUUGGCCGUCGUAUUGAUACUGAUUUUGGCCAGAGUUUGCAACUACUGGAAUGUGUUGAACGGCGAAGACAUCGGCCAAUGGCUCAACAAAUCGGAUAACAAGCGAGUGCUGAGCGCUUUAGUCAUCUGUUCGCUGAUCGCUAUCUCUUAUCUAAUGUCGACAAAGCGUUUCGGUAAACAACAGUGUCUUCUCAUCUCAGGUCUCUUCUGGGUCUACCUCUAU